GGGCCCCGGGCGCCCUUACCGGGGAACGGCGCCCGGCUUUGCGCGCUGGCCUUGGCUCGGACGUCCCCGCGCGGCCGCCCGCCGCCCGAUCACGCUCCAGCGCCGGCGGUCCGACGUGCCCGGAGCCGCGAGCCCAUGGAGGGCCUGGGCCGCUCGUGCCUGUGGCUGCGUCGGGAGCUGUCGCCCCAGCGGCCCCGGCUGCUGUUGCUGGACUGCCGAAGCCGCGAGCUGUACGAGUCGGCGCGCAUCGGCGGGGCGCUGAGCGUGGCCCUGCCCGCGCUGCUGCUGCGCCGCCUGCGGCGGGGGAGCCUGUCGGUGCGCGCGCUCCUGCCCGGGCCGCCGCUGCAGCCGCCCCCGCCCGCCCCGGUGCUCCUGUACGACCAGGGCGGCGGCCGCCACCGGCGCGGGGAGGCGGAGGCCGAGGAGUGGGAGGCCGACUCGGUGCUGGGCACCCUGCUCCAGAAGCUGCGGGAGGAAGGCUACCUAGCGUACUACCUGCAGGGUGGCUUCAGCAGAUUCCAGGCGGAGUGUCCCCACCUGUGUGAGACCAGCCUCAGCAGCCGAGGUGGCCCCAGCACAGCCCUAGGGCCCAGCCCAGUGGUGGGGCUGGGUGGCCUCUGCCUGGGCUCUGACUGCUCUGAUGCCGAAUCUGAGCCGGACCGCGAUGCCAUGAGCUGUGGCCUGGAUUCGGAGGGUGCCACACCCCCCCCAGCAGGGCUGCUGCCCUCCUUCCCUGUCCAGAUCCUGCCCAACCUCUACCUGGGCAGCGCCCGGGAUUCAGCCAACGUGGAGAGCCUGGCCCAGCUGGGCAUCCGCUACAUUCUCAACGUCACCCCCAACCUCCCGAACCUCUUCGAGAAGAAUGGUGACUUUCACUACAAGCAGAUCCCCAUCUCAGACCACUGGAGCCAGAACUUGUCCCAGUUCUUUCCUGAGGCCAUUGCAUUCAUCGAUGAGGCCUUGUCCCAGAACUGCGGGGUGCUCGUUCACUGCCUGGCAGGCGUCAGCCGCUCUGUCACCGUCACCGUGGCCUACCUCAUGCAGAAGCGCCACCUCUCCCUCAACGAUGCCUACGACCUGGUCAAGCGGAAGAAGUCCAACAUCUCCCCCAACUUCAACUUCAUGGGGCAGCUGCUGGACUUCGAGCGGAGCCUUCGGCUGGAGGAGCGGCGCGCCCGGGAGCGCAGCAGCGGGGGGCACAAGGCCUCGGCCUCCGACCCGCCCUCCUUCUUCACCACCCCUACCAGCGAUGGUGUCUUCGAGCUGGACCCCACAUAGGGGCCCGCUCCACCCCCCAGUGGGUGCCCCUGACCACCCGCGGGCUGGGGCGGAGGUGGGAGGGGGCUCAGCCGGAAGCAAG
This is a messenger RNA of Neogale vison (American mink), 1360 nucleotides long. It is a transcript of the gene DUSP9, whose product is annotated as dual specificity phosphatase 9. Gene Ontology annotation, molecular function: protein tyrosine/threonine phosphatase activity; MAP kinase tyrosine/serine/threonine phosphatase activity. NCBI's taxonomy places the organism in Eukaryota, Metazoa, Chordata, Mammalia, Carnivora, Mustelidae. The record is from RefSeq and is a predicted model, not a curated record. Gene Ontology annotation, cellular component: cytoplasm; cytosol. The coding region runs from base 136 to 1278 and encodes 380 amino acids. The transcript is spliced from 4 exons. Gene Ontology annotation, biological process: negative regulation of MAPK cascade; protein dephosphorylation.